CCCGGCUGCGAAAUGUGCUGCAGCGAACGACCCCUGAAUUACGUCAUCCCGGAAGGCUAUCAGCUGGAUGCAGAGGAGCGAGAAUGGCUGCAAAGGGAUUUGGAAGCCACACGCCAGUACGAGCAGGUGGAAGAAGAAGAGAAAGAGAGAAACUAUAAGCAACUCCUGGAGUGGGACAACCAGAAUUUGGUCUUUUCUGAGGAAGCCAUUCAGUGCCCAAUCUGCUUCAUGAACCUGGAGCCUGGAGAGGGGGUGACCCUCCGGGAAUGUCUCCAUUCCUUCUGCAAGGACUGCUUGAGAGGGACCAUCCUCAACAGCCCAGAACCGGAGGUCAAAUGCCCCUACAUGGACGAUAACUACUCCUGUCCCGGGCAGCUGCUGGACCGCGAGAUCAAAGCGCUACUCAUGGAGGAAGAAUACCAGCACUUUCUGGACUUGGGAAUGUCCAUCGCUGAGAAUCGCAGCCGGUCCAGUUUCCACUGCAAAACGACGGACUGCCGGGGUUGGUGCUUCUACGAAGACGACGUCAACGAGUUUGACUGCCCGGUGUGCCACAAACUGAACUGCCUGGUGUGUCAGGCUAUUCACGAAAACAUGAACUGCAAGCAAUACCAGGACGAUCUCCGGGUCCGGGCGCAGAACGACCACGCGGCACAACAGACCACGGAGAUGCUGCUGGUGAGAACGGCGGAGCGGCAGGGAGCGGGCUCGGGCGACACCAGCGGGGGCUGCCGUUGCAAAGUGAACGGGGUGUCCUGCCACCCAAAUUGCCAGAACUGUCAUUGA
This is a messenger RNA of Protobothrops mucrosquamatus (brown spotted pit viper), 786 nucleotides long. Its product is annotated as ranBP-type and C3HC4-type zinc finger-containing protein 1-like. The record is from RefSeq and is a predicted model, not a curated record. Gene Ontology annotation, cellular component: LUBAC complex. The annotation marks the transcript as partial. Lineage: Eukaryota; Metazoa; Chordata; Lepidosauria; Squamata; Viperidae. The transcript is spliced from 6 exons. Gene Ontology annotation, molecular function: ubiquitin binding; ubiquitin-protein transferase activity. Gene Ontology annotation, biological process: positive regulation of canonical NF-kappaB signal transduction; proteasome-mediated ubiquitin-dependent protein catabolic process; protein linear polyubiquitination.